UUGUUCAGCACAGCACCAGCAGGUCGAGCUGCCGUCGCGUCCGGCCCGAGUCAAAACCGAGCCGCAUUCCAGCAGCAGCGUUACGAGAGCACUAUGACGAAAACGCCGGUAUACUUCUUAAGUCAUGGGGGUCCCAAUAUCAUGUAUGACCACCAGCAUCCGGCGUACCAUAAGCUGGGCGAGAUCGGGCGGGAGAUUACCACGAAGGUGAAGCCGCGUGCGGUGGUGGUUUUCUCAGCGCAUUGGCAGGGGAAGCCUGAUACUAUCCAGGUGAAUACGGCGGAGAUUACGGAGUUGAUCUAUGACUUCUACGGGUUCCCGAGUCAUUACUACAAGGAGAAGUAUCCGAAUGUCGGGAGUAAGGAGGUGGCGGAUAAGGUGCUGAACGCAUUGGGAGAGGCCGGGAUUAAGGCUGAAGGUGUGAAGAGGGGGUUGGAUCAUGGUGUCUGGGCGAGUUUCAAAUGCGCCUUUGAGCCCGAGUCGAAUCCUUUGAAUGUCCCUAUCGUGCAGGUCUCGCUGUUCGACUCGGAAGAUCCUGUGCAGCACUACCGCCUCGGCCAGGCGGUGGCGAAGCUCCGCGAGGAAAACAUUCUGAUCAUUGUCUCUGGCAUGGCAGUCCAUAAUCUGCGAGACCUGCAGUUCUCCUGGGGCGACCCGCGGCCCUUGCCGUAUACCGCCAGCUUCGACGAGGCGCUCAAGGACGCGGCCACGACCCAGCCGGCGGAAAGGGAGCAGGCGUUGGCGGAUCUGCUCAAGCGGCCCGACGCCCGCAAGGCACAUCCGACCUUUGACCAUCUGCUGCCGAUUCAUAUCGGAGCUGGUGCGGCCGGGGACGACAGAGGGCGGCGUCUGUGGACGUUGAAGGAGGGAAGUAUGAGCUGGGCGCAAUAUAGAUUUGGCGAGAUCGCCAACAGUACUAGUUCGCUGUAGCUCUUAAAAAGGAGAUAGAUAGACCGGACAAAUCUCAAUGACGAUCGAGCG
Aspergillus saccharolyticus JOP 1030-1 is the source of this 981-nucleotide messenger RNA. Its product is annotated as DODA-type extradiol aromatic ring-opening family dioxygenase. NCBI's taxonomy places the organism in Eukaryota, Fungi, Ascomycota, Eurotiomycetes, Eurotiales, Aspergillaceae. Bases 94 to 930 code for a protein of 278 amino acids. The transcript is spliced from 4 exons. Gene Ontology annotation, molecular function: zinc ion binding; oxidoreductase activity, acting on single donors with incorporation of molecular oxygen; ferrous iron binding. The record is from RefSeq and is a predicted model, not a curated record.